GGCUCUCUACAAGCUCCUGAGUGGUGUAACUGUGAUGAUCCUUCUCACAUCAAAUGGGUGUCACGCCGAUGACCCAGGCUCACAUCCAUCAUGCGGGCAAGAGCUACCUGGCCAAGACCUUGAUGACCAUUUGCCUUGGCAGGUUGUUAUUCAAAUGGAGAAGGAUCGAUGCUUGGGGAACCUUAUCUCCCCCUAUUUUGUGCUGACAGACGGCAACUGCGGAUUUAGACCUGAACAUGUUUUUCUGGGACGCAAGAACGAGACCACGGACCAUUAUGAGGACUCGAAAAGCGUUGCAAACGUAACAUGCGAUUUGCGUUCAAAGAUAACCAGGGAAGGCAUAUGUCUUCUGCAGCUGUCACACCCUGUGAAUUUCACAGACACCAUAUAUCCAAUCUGCAUUGCCUCACCAUCUAGCCAGUUUGACUCUACGCUGGACAGCUGGGUCACUACCGGUUACCCUGAUCAUGCCAGGGAGCAAGUACCCUUUGUUGGAAACAAUGAGUGUGACUGCUUCCUUCGUAAACGUCCAAUGGAUAUGGUCUGUGCUGGAUAUAAAGAAGAACAUAUGGAAAGGAUGGACAACUGUCUGGGCAAUGUAGGGGGGGCACUGAUGGCCAAGUCUGAUGGACAGUACUGGAGCAUUAUUGGAGUUGUGAAUGUGGAUCCAACCUGCCCCCCCACCAGAAGUCUCAGAGGAUACACCAACGUGACCAGUCAUGCAGACUGGAUUGGCCACGUCACUGGCAUAGACCAAAUAAACUUUACUCCUUUUGUGCUCUUUGGAAGUGACACUGACAGCGAGUUUGAAUGUUCAACAACCCCCUACCCCACCAAACACCCCAAUCCCCAAACCCCAGAUCCCUCCCUGUGUUUAAAUUCAUGGUCAGAUGAUUGCAGGGAGGAUUUUGAGAGUGUAUUUGCAAAUGGUGUCGCAAUGCAAUCUUCUCCAUUCAUCUUACUCUGUAUUCUUGUUCUGUCGUUCUACAGUAUGAACUGGUGAUGGAUCAAAUGAAAGUGGUAGAGCAUUAAACUUCUUAGCCCAAAUGUCUAACCCUGUUCACUAGGUUUCCUUGAGUGCUUUCUUUUCAUGUUAAGGAUAGCUAAAUCAAUAUGGAAUGGGAUUUUGUAAGUAAUUGAUCUUAAAUUAGAGAGGAACUUAACAUGAUGAAGUCAUGCCAUCCCUCUGAGGUUAGAGGUCCUGGAGAUGCAGUGUUGGGUCACUGUUUAAGUUAGAUUUCUCAAAGUCUAUAAUCUGUUUUAUUUUCAGACAUGAUCAUACAUUUGGGUUUUAAAUACAAACAUAGGUACUCCUCAUACGCCUACAUUAUAAUUUGUGUUUUUUUGGUGAAGGGAUGUUGAUGACAAAAUAUGUUUUACGAUGAUAACAAAGAUUUUGUCUUUUGGGGAUAGCUAUCAAUAAUGAAAUAGUAGAUUAUUUUGAUGUUGAGGCUAACAUGUAAGCUGUAAUGUCCUAUUUACACGUUCUACAUAUUAUAUGGAACAUUUAUUUUAAGUGUCUUCCAAUAAAUUCAGAACUCAUGUUCAAUCUGU
This is a messenger RNA of Labrus bergylta (ballan wrasse), 1554 nucleotides long. Its product is annotated as chymotrypsinogen B. Gene Ontology annotation, molecular function: serine-type endopeptidase activity. Gene Ontology annotation, biological process: proteolysis. The record is from RefSeq and is a predicted model, not a curated record. NCBI's taxonomy places the organism in Eukaryota, Metazoa, Chordata, Actinopteri, Labriformes, Labridae.